GUGCUCUCUGCCUUUGGCCUUGCCUCCCCUUAUCGUAAAAAAUACAAACACGCAACUGGAGGUACCCGGGGACUCCGUGCACCGUACAUGCUUAGAGAGAGAGAGAGAGAGAGAGAGAGGUCUCCAGCCACAUUGCAUUUUUACCUAACUUGGCUGAGAAAAAAAACACACAAUCCUGUCUACCUAGGCUGGGACCACUUUCUACUGCCACUUACCCUGACCACCUGCCUACUACUUUUCUACUGCUUUAUCACUCUUCACCGGUCCCCAACCACAAUCCACCGCAUCCAAAAACCCCCUUUUGAUAGCUCAACCUGCAUCGCCGCGAGAUCUCUCACUCUUCCGUCGAGCAGGUCUCACCGUCGUCAAUUCGUAAGUCCACCUCCGCCUGCCCAUCCGACCUGCGUGUCUAUCUACAUCCGUCCGUAUCCCAUCCGUCUAUCCGUCUUCUUGUUAUCCUCUCUCUCUCUCUCUCUCUCUCUCUGUCCGUCCGUUCGCCCUGCGUCCCGCUGCACCUCAUCAUCAUUCCGACAAAGAGACCACGAUGCCUCCUUCUCUGGUCCCAGCCUAACCACCUCCAUCAAUGGCGCACUGGCUUCCGGUCCGCGGAUGACUCGUCCACAGGACUAACGGGCACGACUAUGUCUGCCUGUCCCUGCCUUGACACCAUCUGCCUGUCUACCUGCACAGUCUACCCUCCCGUCUACAUUACCAACCACCUCUCGGUGCAUGCCCCCCAGCCUAUGGACGGCCUGCUUUGCCUCCCUCCUUCGUAAUACAUCACAAUCAUAACCUUGGC
Messenger RNA from Durotheca rogersii, 799 nucleotides. RefSeq lists its product as uncharacterized. The coding region runs from base 88 to 630 and encodes 180 amino acids. NCBI's taxonomy places the organism in Eukaryota, Fungi, Ascomycota, Sordariomycetes, Xylariales, Xylariaceae. The record is from RefSeq and is a predicted model, not a curated record. The transcript has a single exon.